AUGCCACCACGGAACUUAUGCCGUGUGCUUGUAUUACUGCUGACAUACCCAGUGGUGUUUGGAGCGGUGAAGGAUAUCGAACGAAUUUGGACGAAAAAUUUGAGUGAUCCAGGUUACUACGCGAUCACUACUAUUCCCAAAGGAGCUACGGCUAUUUAUGUAAUAGAUCUCGCGGAACAGGGAAAUUUUUUAGCGGUAAGGUUAGACAACAAUACGUACUUAUUCAAUGGGAAAUACACCAUUAAUAAAUCAGAGAAAUACAAGGGAGCUGGUACAUUUUUUGUAUACACAAGGCAUAAUGAACGUAUUGCUGAAAAAUUCUAUUCACCCGGGCCUUUAGAUUCGCCUGUUGAUGUUAUGUUGAUCUAUAAUGGGAUCCUACCAAAAGUGAAGUAUCAAUAUAAAAUACCCGAUAAUCUGAAAAGUGAGACGACUACACAAAGAAAUUUCGCUGAAAUAACACCGUCAAAUCUUCAAUCUCCUUCAACGGCACAUUUUUUGAGUACAAUCUUGCCUAACGUUAUACCAGACGACAACGAACAAUCGUCCACACCGAUUCCAAGAAUAAAGAGAAGGAGAAAAUUCACGUGGAAAGCUGCUGGAUUUAGCAAAUGUAGCAAAUCAUGUGGCGGUGGUUACCGAACUAAAAAAUAUGUCUGCGUACGACGGCGUGGAGACGAACCACGGCGAAUAUCUGACAAAAAAUGCCUCAACGCCAAAAAUCUUCAAAAGCCUAACAAUGUGACACUCCCAUGUAAUAGCCAACCUUGUCCACCACGAUGGGAAACCGGCAAAUGGAACAAGUGUUCGACGACAUGUGGCAACGGUAUCAGAACUCGUCAGCUGCUGUGCGUGCAAGAGAUGUCGGAUAAGUUGAGCACAAACUUGGAUGCUAAGUAUUGCCCUGCAAAGCGUCCUACUACAAUAACCAUGAAAGAAGUUUGUCACAUGCCCAGUUGCGAAGUGCACAUGACCACGCCAAAACCAAGCCUCACCACUAGACAAUAUAUUGGUUCUAUCCCACACUGGAAGGUCGAGAAAUGGUCCUCUUGUUCAGUAACGUGUGGACGAGGUCGGAGAACUCGAGUGGUCACUUGCAUCACGGCCUAUGGAAAAGUUUGCAAUAUGGUCGAUAAACCGGCCAGCGAAGAACCAUGCAACGUAGAUAGUUGCAUCUCAAUAGCUCAGAUUGAAAACGAAAUUCCUGAAGCUCUUGUAGAUAGUCCGUGGUUGUACAGUGCUUGGCCCAAGGAAUGUUCUUCGGAGUGUGAAAGAGGAACGCUUACGCGUCGAUUGUAUUGUGAGAGUUUUUUGAGAAAUAAGACUUGCAGUCUCGACAAUAUGCCUCCCAUGAACAAAACUUGCGUCAGUAGUCAUAACUGCGGUCAAUGGUUUUCUGGACCUUGGACGAAGUGCUCGUCGUCAUGCGACACUGGCAUCGCAACACGGGAAACCGUUUGCGUCUACAGGUUACUGGGAGUUCUAAAAAUAGUUGACCCUGUCAAUUGCUCCAGAGAGAAACCAGAAACUAUGCGAUCCUGUACGGGUCCGCCAUGCAAUGCUACGUGGUUUACGUCAGAUUGGACUCAGUGUUCGCUAAGCUGCGGAACAGGAACUCAAAAACGAGAGGUCAAAUGCAUUAGACCAGACGGCAUGCCGAUAAAUGCAAGCGAACUGGAGUGCGACGGUGAAAAACGGCCGCCCAGCGAAAGAAGCUGCAAUGACGCACCGUGUGAAAAACUAAAUACUGAAGAGACGAAUGCAAUUGCUAAUAUGGAAAAUCAAUAAGUCUCUAAAGAUACCUAUCAGAAUAUGCCGGAUUGCUGGAAAAUUCUAUGGAAUAACGAGUUAAAGCAGAAAUGCCAGUUUCAACGUUACAAAUGUCGUUGUUGGUAAAUUUGCCGACACUAUAAUUUAAUUUAUACUACAACUGUAAUUUCCUGAACUAAAAAAUGAAUAUUAAUACAUACCAAUCAAUCAUUUAAUUAAUAAUUCAUCAU
This is a messenger RNA of Phymastichus coffea, 2000 nucleotides long. Its product is annotated as thrombospondin type-1 domain-containing protein 4-like. The coding region runs from base 1 to 1788 and encodes 595 amino acids. The record is from RefSeq and is a predicted model, not a curated record. NCBI's taxonomy places the organism in Eukaryota, Metazoa, Arthropoda, Insecta, Hymenoptera, Eulophidae. The transcript is spliced from 13 exons.